Molecule: messenger RNA, 3096 nt
Organism: Hypanus sabinus (Atlantic stingray)
Lineage: Eukaryota; Metazoa; Chordata; Chondrichthyes; Myliobatiformes; Dasyatidae
Product: NACHT, LRR and PYD domains-containing protein 3-like
Exons: 10
Coding region: 1-3096 (1031 amino acids)
Cellular component (GO): cytoplasm
Molecular function (GO): protein binding
Source: RefSeq, a predicted model, not a curated record
AUGGGUAACGGGGCGAGCAGUGGAGGAGUUCCAGUGACGUCAACAUCGGGAAAGUACACGGGGCCGAGCACAGUGAUCACCGAGCUCCUGGCAAGCUGGGACGAUUUCCAGUUGCUGCAGUUGACAGACUUCUACCGGGUCAGGCUGGAACAGGCGAUGGAAGGAGGGGUGCACGGAGUAAGCCUGGCGUUAACGGCCGAGAAUCAGUUCAGCGGAGAGGAACAUCGGAAAAUCUCUGAUCUCGCUGAUAAGGGAGAGCGGGCGGACAGUUCUAAACUCCUUCUGAGCCUGGUGAUGGAGAAAGGCUCCCGCGCCCGGAGGGUGAUGUGGGAAACCUUUGUGAAAAUGAGGAUUGGUGUCCCAAAGCUGGACAAAAUCCUGAAAGAAAUACAGGAACAUGGCUGUGUUCCGGACCAUCAACCCGUACCGGAGAUUCCCAGGGAGCUGAAAGGGACCUGUCACACUUUGAGACUCGACACACUUCUGACUGGUUCCCGGCAUGCUAAACACAAGGAGGCUCUGCGGGCACAAACUGAAACACUGAGAGUGAACACGAUCCUGAUGAGGGAGAAGGUGAAGGUUUUCCAGCUGGCUGAUCGAUACGCUGAGCUCACGGUCAUUUCUACUGUUCGAGAUCGGAGACUUGUGGAACAUGAGCUGCUGGCAAGAGGCAGAGACCACGAGGAGUGGAGAGAAAAACAUCUCCGUGGACACCUGGAAAAACUCCGGAUGGAUCAGCUGUUCCACAGCAGCUUUACUCGGAGUAAAUCCAAAUCUGUGAGUUCGGCAGCAAUGGCCGGAGUCCCGGGGAUCGGGAAAACAACAAUGGUACAAAGGAUUGUUCAUGACUGGGCCACGGGGAAAAUAUACCAACAAUUCCAGUUUAUCUUCAGUUUCAAAUUCCGGGAUUUAAACUCCAUUAACUGCAGAAUAAACCUGAAGGAACUCAUUCUGGAUCAGUAUCCUUACUUUGGGAACAUACUGAGAGAGGUCUGGAAGAACCCAGAGGGAUUGCUGUUUAUAUUUGAUGGUUUGGAUGAAUUCAAUGACACAAUUGAUUUUGCUGACAGUCAGAAAGACACGGAACCUCAGUCCACAUGCACAGAUCCUGCAUUCAAGUGUAAGGUGUCUGACAUUGUGUACAGUUUAAUCCAGCACAAGCUGCUCCCAGGGUGUUCAGUGCUGGUGACCACCCGUCCCACUGCGUUACAUUUACUGGAAAAGGCUAAGAUCAGUGUCUGGGCUGAAAUCCUGGGAUUUGUUGGUGAGGAAAGGAAGGAAUACUUCAUCAGACAUUUUGAAGAUCAGACGGUGGCGGCAGCUGUUUUCAAACACGUGAAGGAGAAGGAGAUCCUGUACACCAUGAGCUACAACCCCUCCUACUGCUGGAUCCUCGCUCUGGCACUGGGUCCCUUCUUCACACAAAGAGUCAGGGACCCGCAGCGAGUUCCCAAGACCAUCACCCAACUGUACUCCUACUAUAUUUACCACAUCCUGAAAAACCACGGUCGUGAGAUUGAGAAUCCCCGUGAUGUGUUACUCAGGGUUGGUCAGAUGGCCUUCAGAGGAGUGUCCGAGAAGAAGAUUGUGUUUACAGAUGGAGAUUUGAUCAACUACAAUCUGCAGCCUUCCCAGUUCCUGUCCGGGUUCCUGAUGGAGCUUUUGGAGAGAGAGGAUUCUGCCCGGAGCGUGGUGUACACAUUCCCACACCUCACGAUCCAAGAGUUUGUAGCUGCAGUCGCACAAUUCCUGAAUCCACAUCCCGGGGAUAUCCUGAAAUUCCUCACUGGAGCCCACAACACGACAGAUGGGCGAUUUGAGGUAUUUCUCCGUUUUGUUGCUGGUCUCUCCUCCCCAAUGACAACUCGGGGCCUGGAGGAGUUUCUGUGUCCAUUUCCUCAUCAAACAACCUGCCGGGUGAUUGACUGGGUGAAGGAGGAGGUUGAACGCCAAAGUGGAAACAUGGGGAGUGAAGCUGGUAAAAGGAGCCUCCUGAACACAUUACACUACCUGUUUGAGUCUCAGAAUCGUGGACUGGCUCAGGCCGCACUGGAAUCUGUGGAAACACUUUCAUUCAGUGGAAUGACACUGACCCCGAUUGACUGCGCUGUCCUGUCUCAUGUCAUUGGACUCAGUGACACAAUAAAACACCUCAACCUGCAGAAUUGCCACAUUCAGUGUGAAGGAAUCCAGCGGCUGGGACCCGGGCUGCACAAGAGCCAGGAGUUGAGACUUGGGCGAAACCAGCUGGGAGAUUCAGGAGUGAAACUGGUGUCUGCGGCUCUGAGGAACCCAGAGUGUAAAAUACAGAAACUGUGGCUGGAGAAUGUCGGUCUCACAGAUUCUGGUGCCGAGGAUCUCGCCUCCGCUCUCAGUACAAACCCAUCACUGACGGAGCUGAACCUGAGUUAUAAUAAACUGGGGGAUUCAGGAGUGAAACUGGUGUCUGCGGCUCUGAGGAACCCGGAGUGUAAAAUACAGAAACUGUGGCUGUGGGGUGUCGGUCUCACAGAUUCUGGUGCCGAGGAUCUCGUCUCCGCACUCAGUACAAAACCAUCACUGACGCAGCUGAACCUGACCUCAAACUCGCUGACAGAUCGAUCUGCCCCCGCUAUCCGCCUCCUCAUACUGACCCUCCCGAGUCUGGAGUCGAUCGACUUCAUCCUCCUGUGGCUGACGAAUGAUGCAGAAUUUAUCUACUAUCACAUCACGGGGAUAGGAACACACAGGAAUGACUCGGAAAUUAUUUCCGCCUCUGUCGGAUAUUUGCUGAGGAAUAUCAGCUGCUGCACGAACACAUUCAUUUCCGCCGCCACUCAGUCCAGAUUCCGAGAGCAGGUGAAAAGCGCGCAGAAAUAUCCGUUCAUUUCAGUACUCCGGUUCAUUAACAGAGCAACCCCCAAACGAAGCACAAAACUGCCCAGAGUCAGCCCCGUAGUCCCGACUUCUACCCUCUCUUCCCUAAGGUGGCGCCGCUGGCUGAAUAUAGAGAGACCAUAUAGCUACGAUGUCCAAAGAGCGUUGUCACUCUCCUUCGAUCGCACAUCUGGGAACCUGACUCUGUAUAUACAUCUUCCGUCGGUGACGGAUUUAUGA